AGGAACGAACUAUAUAUGGCUUCAGAAGCUAAUAAUCCUUCAGACUUGGAGAAUCUUUUGGAUUUUUCAUACCUUGUUGAUGAGGAUGAUAUUAUUGUUGAAGAUUAUGAUACACGACAAGCAUGCGAAAGGGAAGAACAUGAACACGAUGAAUUGAAAGAGUUAGCAGAACUUCCACCAUCACUGAGGUUAACACUAACGAUAACACCAUCUCUGGUGCAAGAAAUAGAGGAAAAAGUGAACGGUGGUAGUGUUUAUGAUGAUGUAGUAGAAAUUAGAACUUCUUCUCCUUCUCCUUCUUCUCCAUGCAUCAACAAGGUUGAGAACAAGUUGAAGGCUGUGCACUUGCCAGUUUGCUCCCUUGCAAUUGGGUGUUACUUGAUAGAAGCUCAAUAUCCAGCACACUUGGUGGCCAAGUUUUACUUUAGCAAGCGAAAACUUGUGUGGGAGAUAUUAGAUAAGGGUUUGAAACAUAAGAUUGAAAUACAAUGGGAGAAUAUUUCAGCCAUUCAAGCAAGCAUUCAGGAAAACAAACCUGGCCAUCUAGAAAUUGAGCUUGAUAGAGUGCCAUUUUUCUAUGGCGAGACUACCCCACAGCCUAAAAAGCAUACUGUAUGGUCUGCAUCCCCUGACUUCACUGGAGGUUAUGCUUCCAAAUACAGGAGACACUCCCUUCAAUUUCCUCCUGGAGUUCUUGACCAGCACUAUGUUAAGCUUCUACAAUUGGACAGAAGAUUGUUGGAGUUGAGUGGGACACCUUUUCCUAGAUUCAAAUCUUGUUAUUUUGAUUCAUACCUAGAAGAUGAAGAGACAGCAGCAACACACAUUCGUUUUGGUCAUCAUCGUGAUCUAUAUGCACAUGGGUCAACAACCACCAACCAAGCUAUGGAAAGUGAGAAACUAUAUUUCAGUGCCUUUAAAGAACCAACUUCAUUUCCUUCAUCAGCAUCUACUUUUGAUCUCCCUCAACAAGUUCAGCUAUAUCACAAUACAAUGCCAUUGACCACAUGUGCCGUUACUGAAUCAUCUACUCCUCUUUCUUCUGGCAAUUGCUCUCCUACAAAUGAGGAAAUCAAGAAUCAACUGCUGCAAGUAGAUCAUGGCAUGUAUGACCCUUUUGACAUUCAACAUAUUUUGUUCUACCAACAACGUAACUCAUUACAUCUCUUCAAAACAACAAGAGCUUGCUCAUAGACUCAUAUACCCUAAGAGGCUAACAAACUACUGCACCCUGCUCCUAGCUACGAGAAUGUGUUGGUCAAAUGCAAUUUCACCCACAGCUAUGAAUGGAAUUUUUCCUAACUUGUAAAAAGCUUUUGCAUUUUACAAAGCCAAAAGCAAACUACCGCCUAUUUAUUUACAUCUCACUUUGCUAUCCUCAUUUAAAAUGUAACGUGUCUUUCUUGGUAACUUCAUUUUUAAGCAAUAAUAAUUAUUGCAGACUCACUUUUGGCUUAACUAAGUAUUUAGUAAACCAUUUUAUCACUAUAUUCAAAACUUCAUUUUGAUAUAGAUCCAAAUAUUUCAAAAAAACAUUUAGUUUUGAUUCCCAGAAGAUUAUGAUAAAUAUAUUUUCAAGAAGCUUAAACUAUUAUUUGAAAAGACUCGAAGCAAAUUAUCGUAAAGUUUGAGACUUCAAGGACAUAGUACUUUGGUAUAGAAAUUAAGGUUUUCAAACUCAAUAGUUCACAUAAACUUAGGAAAUUUAAAUAAAGUUGGAU
Molecule: messenger RNA, 1721 nt
Organism: Arachis duranensis
Lineage: Eukaryota; Viridiplantae; Streptophyta; Magnoliopsida; Fabales; Fabaceae
Exons: 6
Coding region: 16-1194 (392 amino acids)
Source: RefSeq, a predicted model, not a curated record